UAAAAUGAAAUUUUAUUAUUGGUAGCAAUGCAUAGUGCUAUUUCAAAUUUAGUGAAUGAAAAUAACUAAUAAUAGAAUUUUAUAUUUAUAGAUAUUUAAUUGAAUAUAUUAUUGAGAAUAUUAAUGCAAACAUAAUAAUGAAUGAUAUAAUAAUAUUUAAAGAAAAACAUAUAAAUAUUACGGAUUCACAAGUAAAAGAUUUAUUGCAAAAUCAGAUUCAGUUAAUCGAUCAUGUUAAGAAUAAACAAAAUCAACAUUGCAAUGAAGAUGAAAUAAAAAUCAAAGAUUUAACAUUAAAAAUAACCUCUAUGCGAGAGAAUCUUCAAUCCAAAAAACAAACGUUGGAAUAUAAAAAUAAUCUUUUAUCUAAACAUUUGGAUCAUGUGACGGAGAUAAAAGAAGAAAAAGAUAAAUUUUUGAAAGAAUAUCAACUAUUAGAAUUGCAAAGAAAUAAACUCAAAAUAUGUAAGCGAAAUUUACAAGAUCAAGAAUUAUUAGAUAAAGGGAGAAGAAAAUUUUUAUUAUAUAAAGCAUUAACAGGAAUACGAUGGGAUUAUGAAAAACUUAAAGAAACUAUUACAGGAUAUAUAUUACAUAAAAAUUAUAUUCAUCAUUUUUCUUAUAUAAAUGAAGAGAAUACAAAAGAUAUAAAUAAUCUUUUAUGGCAAGAAAUAUAUAAAUCUAUAUUUCAAAAAGAGAAUAAUGAAAUAUGUAAUAAAGAAAAUAUUGUAGAAAAUAAAGAACUAUAA
Molecule: messenger RNA, 749 nt
Organism: Apis dorsata (giant honeybee)
Lineage: Eukaryota; Metazoa; Arthropoda; Insecta; Hymenoptera; Apidae
Exons: 5
Coding region: 138-749 (203 amino acids)
Source: RefSeq, a predicted model, not a curated record